Molecule: messenger RNA, 1099 nt
Organism: Talaromyces stipitatus ATCC 10500
Lineage: Eukaryota; Fungi; Ascomycota; Eurotiomycetes; Eurotiales; Trichocomaceae
Product: DNA-directed RNA polymerases N/8 kDa subunit superfamily
Exons: 4
Coding region: 81-305 (74 amino acids)
Biological process (GO): transcription by RNA polymerase I; transcription by RNA polymerase II; tRNA transcription by RNA polymerase III
Cellular component (GO): RNA polymerase III complex; RNA polymerase I complex; RNA polymerase II, core complex
Molecular function (GO): DNA-directed RNA polymerase activity; DNA binding; zinc ion binding
Source: RefSeq, a predicted model, not a curated record
UGUACAUCAAGAGUCAAGAUCAAGUCAUACUCUCUCAUUUCCUUGACCGCUACCUGUUUCUACCAGACCCCAUAUACAAAAUGAUUAUUCCCGUCCGUUGUUUUUCUUGCGGCAAGGUCGUCGGCGAUCUAUGGGAGCGAUACUUGCAACUCCUCGACGACGGUGUUCCUGAUGGUGAUGCUAUGGAUCAAUUGGGUUGCAAACGUUACUGCUGCCGGAGAAUGGUCAUGACACACGUCGACUUGAUCGAGAAACUUUUGCGGUACAACUCAUCGGAGCGAGAGAAAGCGAAGACACAGGCCUAGUCAGACCCGCGCUGUUACGAAUUUAACGAAACUCAAAAUGUAAUAUAUGGAAUGGUUCUUUAUUAUCUGAUCAUAUGUUCUCAUCAUACCUUUGGACUCAAACAAAUCAAGAAAGAUGCCUUUUUGCCGUGCAUGUGGCUUAGAUAUGCAUCCAACUCGUCAUCCUCUUCGAUCAAAAGCAGGGCAUCGCCUCCUCUUUCAUCCUUCUCGACGCCCUCGACCCUCGUCACAACGGAAUCGGGGUACUUUGUUUGGACUAGAUUAUGAAGCUCCGCUAGGGACGAUGAAUUCAACUUUCCGAUCCACGUUCUAGAUGCCGUGUGAUUUUGGCUUUGCGGACUGAUUCGGAAAUAAACUGGUAUCGAUGGGUUCUGGAGUAGGGUGUCGACAUAGUUGAAGGCUGGAUCGCUGUCCUGUUGGAGCGCUCGAACAAGUGAUGUGUCGUUUGCCGCUUGGAGUAAGGAUGGGUCUAUUUGCAUUUCACCAAGGUCAUUUGACGCCAUUGAUGCACUCGCAAGAGCUUCGGAGGCUAGAUUGCUGAUUCCAUGAUUGUAUGCAUUGGAGGUAGCGUUUUCUAUACUGCUCUGGUUUCGCGCUUUCAUUUGCUUUGCGCUAGAAGCUCGUUUCUUUAAUGGAUCUUGUUUGGCCUGGUCAUCUCGAAGGCGUUUCAUGACAUCGCGACACAGCACUUCAAUGGCUUUGACCUUGGUGUUGUGAUUAGGAUCAGACAGACCUGGCGCUAAAAUCUGUUGCAGUAGUUCUGACCCUUGAAUCCAUCGCUGCUUGAGUUCGUU